AUGAAGAUGCUAAUGCUGACUGUGGGGCUGGCCUUGAUCUGUGGCCUCCAAUCCCUGAAUAACAAUUUGGGAGAUCUAUCAAAAGUUACUGGAGAGUGGUUCACUGUUGCUUUGGCCUCCAAUGUGACAUCUAAGAUUGAAAAAGGAGGGAGUUUGGAGAUUUUUAUCAAAAAUGUCAGUGAAAACAAUGGCGAUCUUACUGGAGUCUUCUUCAGAAGGAAAAAUGCCAAAUGCAUUCAAUUUUCACGGACUUCUUUCAGAGGAGAUGAUGGUCAAUUGUAUGUACAAUAUGAUGGACUUAAUGAAUUCUCACUCCAAAGUGUGGACACUAAACAUUCCAUGUAUAUCUUUCAUAAUUUCAACAAUGAGAAGGUGAUCACAUGGGCACAACUCUUUGGCCGGACUCCAGACCUGUCAGAUGAAAUAAAGAAGAAAUUUGAGGAAAUGUGUAAAAGAUUUGGAAUUAGGAAGGAUCAAAUUAGAUAUUUGUCUAAUGAUGUGGGCUCCCCACUCACCUCAGACAAUAUUACUGAAUCUCCCGAGGGCUAUGCUUCCCUGGCUACCUUCUCAUGGGUCAAAAUUACCUCUGGAUGUGAAUUUUUCACUUUUGUUCCAAGUUCUAUUCUUCACUCCCGGUUCCUCAGACCUGCUAAUAUGGAUGAUGAAAUUUUCUACUGGCUUUCUGUUCUCUCCAAACUCCUGGAGGAUUUUAUCUCCUUCCCUGCCCUGCAUCCUCACAUGCAGAACUAUUGCUUGUAA
Molecule: messenger RNA, 759 nt
Organism: Dromiciops gliroides (monito del monte)
Lineage: Eukaryota; Metazoa; Chordata; Mammalia; Microbiotheria; Microbiotheriidae
Product: trichosurin-like
Exons: 7
Coding region: 1-759 (252 amino acids)
Molecular function (GO): small molecule binding
Source: RefSeq, a predicted model, not a curated record